Messenger RNA from Schistosoma turkestanicum, 3379 nucleotides. Lineage: Eukaryota; Metazoa; Platyhelminthes; Trematoda; Strigeidida; Schistosomatidae. The record is from the annotation of a GenBank genome assembly.
GAAAAAUUUGAGUCUUCAAAACAAUCACUGGUGAUUUAUAUACAUUACGUUCUUAAAGAUAACCAACAUACGGAUAUAUUAUUUAUUUUAAAAAGAAAACAUUUUUUAUUGAAAUUAUGCGAAUACGACAACCACGAUUCGAUAGUCCAGUUCAAUCACCAACAACAACUAAUGAAAUGAGAAAACACCUGAUCAAUCCAUCAUCACAAGGAUCUUCCUAUAAAAUCAACGAUUCACAACAAUGUAAAUCAAGACAAAAUUCGCCUCGUUGUUUAUCUUCAACCGAUGGUUAUGUGUCAUCGAUUUCCGGCACGUCCGAGGCAUGUGAAGAUCCAACCAAUACAUAUCUUAAUCCGGAUUUCAAUGAUUCACAAUUAACAACAAAAAAAAAAAUUCCACCUUAGCUGACAAAAUGUCACACUUCAUGCGAACGGAUUUAAUAAUAUCCUAACACGUGACUGACUGACUACAAGCUGGGAAACAUACACACCACAACUACUGACAAGAGUAAUGUGAAUAUGAACAUUGAUAAUUGUGAUUCAACUGGUCCAAGUCCUUUGGCUAUGCUAGCGCGCACCUGUCAAAAUAUUGGCAACAUUAUGGAUGGUAGUGUUGCUUCCGGUCGAUUUUUAUCGCCUAUGUCAAAUGCUAUACGUAGUAAACAAACCACUGGUUAUUCAAUUCCUGUGACAAAUGGUGGAAAAAUUCUCAAUAACGCCAACAACAGUCACAAUAAUAAUAAUAGUAAUAAUAAUAAUAAUACCAACUGUAUUACCAAAUUAACUAAAUCGAAGGCAAUGAAUUUAAAUGAAAUAAUACCAUCGUCUUUUAAUAAACGGAAUAUCACUUCAAAAUAUUUAGCGUCAAAUGACACAUCCAAGAUGAACUAUGCCAAUAGUGUUGGAGCAGCGGCGGUAGCAGCAGCAGGAGCAGGAGAUAUUGAUCAAAUUAGUUCUGCAUUCAAUACUACAACUCGUCAUACUACUACUACUACUACAACUAAUAAUAUUGGCAACAACAACAAUGACUCAGUAGUCAGUUCAUUGACAUUCAAUCCUAAUUAUCCUUUGCGACAAGCAUCACCUCAAUCGAAUUUAUUUUCACCGAUUAAUUCGGUGAAAACUGAAUCCAACUCCUCAAUGGUGAAUAAUCAUUUUCUCAAAUCCACUGAUCUACAACAACAGACCACAUCGAAUGCACUUGCUCAGCUAGCUCGUUUAUCUUCUAGUUUUUCAUUGCCUGAAACACCGAAAUUAAAUUUUACAAAUUUAAAACAUGCAAACAAUGUAACAGAGCAUAGGAAUGCAUGGAAUGAUAUUAGAAAUACUACUAACAAUACUACUAAUAAUACUACUGCUAAUAAUAAUAAUAAUAAUAGCAAUAAUCAUAUACACCAUGAUUCGAAUUCAUUUAAACGAGUCAAACGACGCGCCAAUUCAAAUUCCAAAUAUUCUAAUACCUCCUCUGAUGAGUAUAGUUCACCGCCAUUGGCUAAAAUCUCUAUAAAAGAUAAUAAUUAUUCAUUUCUAAUGAAUUCAACUAAUAAUCAUAAUUACACAACUAAUCGUGAUUCUAAUUGUUUUCCACAUUACAAUGAACUGAAUACAAGCAGUAAUAAUAAUAAUAAUAGUAAUAAUAAUCAUAAUAAUAAUAUUAAUAUUUCACCGAAUAUGACAGCCAAUCAUCGUACACAAUCACCUAAUUUUAAUUAUUACAAUGAACAAUUGUUUGGCAAUAAAGAAGAAGACACUGUAAAUAUCAUGAUGAAUAGUAAAGAUACACAAGAGAAAUUCUCUUAUCAACUAGCUCGUAGUUUUUUAGAUUUUUUCUAUGGAAAAUUAGCUAAUUCAAUGAAUUCUGAAUUGAAUAUUUGUUCUAAUGCUCCUCCUCCUACUACUAAUACUAAUACUACUACUAAUACUACAACUAGUACUAUCAAUACUACUAACAAUAAUAAUAGUAAUAAUAAUAAUGAUAAUAACACAUUCAAAGAGAAUCAUCAUGAAUCAAUUCAUCCUUCAUGUUUAACUAGUGACAGAAGAACAUUGGAAUGGUUAGUUAAUACAAAUUUAAUGCAUCGACCACCAACCAAUGAACAUAUAAAUCCUACUACAACUAAUCAUACUCAAUCCGUGUCGACAACAUCACCGAAUACAUUUCCUUGUUUAUUAUGUGGACAAAUAUUUCAUGGUCAUACAGAAUUAUGCAUGCAUGUAUAUACACAUUUACUGAGUUUUAAUUUACAUGAAUCAGGCAAAAAACCAACUCAAAUGGAAGAUGCUUUACGAUUUCUACAGUAUGAAACGAAUGCAGCGCAGAAUCAUUACCGGUCGUCGAAUGGUUUGUUAACUGAGCCUAAAUUGGAUAAUUCAUUUAUGCCGUUCUUCUUGCCACCUCCAUCACAACUACCUCGAUCCGGUUUAACAGCAACUACAACAACAAUACCGGCCUCAUUGACAACCACUAACACCACAACAACAACUCAUAUGCCAACUCUUAACAAUUAUAACAAUUUCUCAUCUCGUCCAAUCACUGACAUAAAUCAUCCAACAGCUCCUUCCGAAUCGAUGUAUUUAUUUCAAUCGUAUUUAUCACAAUGGCUUCGAAGUUUUUCCAGUCCUCAUUCAAAUUACCAAUUGAAUAAUAAUGAUACAAUCAAUCAUAAUCCUUUACCGAAUUCCUCAUGGCUAUCAUCCGAUAUGCUAACAAUGCAUAAAUCAACUGAUUAUAAGAAUUGGCAAAAUGUUUUAACUGCAGCUUAUUUAUAUUCAUUGAAAGAAUCUACAAACACAGGGACAGUCGGACCGUUACCUUGGUCGACGACGCCACAUCCAGCUGCGUUGUCAUCUAUUCCUUUGCAGAAUCCAAUGCAUAGAAAUGAGAAUUCCAAUUAUUAUGAUAUGUUUUUGGCGCAAAGCCUUUCGUAAGCACCGACAUCAUUCUUGUAUGGUGAACAAGGUUUAAACACUGCCCUGAAUAUAUAUAUACAUACAUACAUACACGUACUUACCUUUUUUGAUUCGUUCACUUCAAAAUUUUCGCUUGUUUUAAUUGAUUUUAGUUCUGUUUUUGUUUUGUUUUGUUUUUUGUCUUUUUUUCCGAAUUUCUCUACUCACUCUAUCACCAGUGAUAACAAUGAAACAAAUGAUCAAUUGUCCAUUGAACACACGGUUCAAUAAUCAAUAUCCAUACGUAGAAAAUCUGUGAUUUCGUUCCGGGGAACGUGUUGUAUUUAGAUACAUUUGAGAUAGAUAAAACUGUGAAUUAUAUAAAUAAAUAUAUAUAAAUAUAUAUACAUAUAUAUAUAUAUAAAUACAUAUAUUUAUCAUUGAUUAAUCUUACAUACUAAUGUAUACACACGCUUCUUUUUUUCCAAUUU